Cuscuta epithymum is the source of this 1869-nucleotide messenger RNA. NCBI's taxonomy places the organism in Eukaryota, Viridiplantae, Streptophyta, Magnoliopsida, Solanales, Convolvulaceae. The record is from the annotation of a GenBank genome assembly.
GAGGAAUGUUGGGCUGACAUGGACAAAUAGACGCUCAAAGUAAAAUUUCUUUCUCCAAUGGGACUGUUUGUUUUCACGUUUCAUCCCUUAUUUAAAAUAUACUCCGUGUUUUUAAUUGACCUAUUUUUCUAUUACUCACGUAACUUCAUCCCUGCAGCUCCUUAAAAAAUACUCCUUCCAUUCUUCUCCAGUUCGGUAGCCUUCUUCUCCAAUCCGGUAAUAUAACAAUAAUGUCUUCUUCAUCACAAUCAGAAUGUGACUAUGAUAGCUCAUCUUCUGAAAAUGAUACCCUUCCAUUGAUGAAAAAAUUACUUGAUGAAGCAUCUGAAGAGGAUAGUAGAUUGAACAUUUCUGGUGCUUUAGUUCAUACCACUGCUAUUCAUGUUCCUAUGAUAGUCUCAGCAAUGCUAUGCAAAAAGCGUGCUCAUGGGGGUUCAACAAGUCGCAGGCGCUAUAUUCAUAGAGAUAGAAAGGAACGUCAUAGUUUUAUCAUUAAUGAUUAUUUCAAAGGUGAGCACUCUAAGUAUACUGCAGAUCAUUUUCGACGUCGAUUUCGAAUGGAUGUGAAUCUAUUUAUGCGUAUUUUGGAAGAAAUUACAAAAUAUGAUAGUUACUUCACAUCAAAAUGUGACGCCACUGGAAAAGAAGGAUUAAGUCCUUUACAUAAAAUGAUAGCAGCGGUGCGGAUGCUUGCUUAUGGAUGUGUAGCUGAUCUCUUGGAUGAAUAUAUCCAAAUUGGGGAAAGCACUGCAAUCGAAAGCCUUAAACAUUUUUGUGAUGCUGUGAUAGGUGUUUUUGAGAAACAAUAUUUGAGGAAGCCAAAUAAAGAUGAUACUUUGACACUUCUUCAAGAAGCGGAAGACUGAGGUUUUCCUGGUAUGCUUGGGAGCCUUGAUUGCAUGCAUUGGCAUUGGAUGAGCGAGAAAGAUCUUGAAAAUUGAAUCCAUAUCCAUAGGGUGAAUGAACAUGAGGAGGAAAUGGAGGAUUCAUCAUGAAAUUAGGAUGAUAACCUGGGCUUGAUGGAUUAAACUGGUUAGGUUGAGACAUUGAGGUUAGGUGUAAAUGCAGAGCAUUGCCAUAAAGAGGAUUGAGUUCAACCACUCCAGUAUCAUUUCCCGGCUGAGCUGUGGUAGAAAAUGGAUGCGAUGUAGAGUCCAUCUGUAUACAAAAAUAAUGGAAAUAUAAGAAUAGAAAUUCAAUGAGAUAUUCAUAGAAGAAAGCGGAUGCGAUCUAGAGUUAUCUGCAUACAAAACUAAUGGAAUUAUACAGAUUUAAAUUCAAUGAAAUAGCACCUUAAAAGGUAGGUGACCAUAUCAUCCCACUAGUAUAAUGUAAAAAAUAUAUAAGUAUCUCAACAAUGUCACCACAAAUGCACAAUUAUGAUCAAACUUUUCCUUCCCAACUUUCAAUAAGUCAAGAAUUGAUGCAAAUGCAAUUACUUGAUUUCCAGGAAGAUAAUUUCAACAUAAUAACAUAUUUAGUGAUUAAAAAUAACUAACUUUUUUUUUAUUUCUGAAAUUUUCUAAAGUGCAUAAAAUGAUUAGAGAAUAGGGUAAAAGUUCAAACUACGCAUGUAGAACUAAUUGAUAUUCACAUGGGUUCAAGCUUAUGGAUAUAUAUGCUGUUUUUUUUUUUCAACCAAAGUAUAUCAAAAUUGACAUGCCAUUGUGUUCCUAACAUGGUAAAACACGAAAAUUGUUUGAGUGUGAUGAUAAAAGUGAUUAACAUAUUAGGCUAGGGAAAAUUUCCCAAAACACAAACGAUGUAAUUGAUUGAAGACUGGGAAAUUUUGGACUACAUAGAUCAAACGAGGAAUCCAUGUAAAUUAUCAACUCAAAUCAUCAUGAAGUAAAUUACCUGUAGUUGUCG